GUUGAUGAUGAUGAUGUAGCCCCGCCCCUCCCACCGGGCGGGGCCGAUACUGCAGCCCAGCAUCCGCCACAGCUCCGCGCAGCACCGGACCGCCAGCAUCCAGAGCCGCAUCCUCAGACCCCAGGACCGACCACCCGCUUCUCACGAGCCCAUUGGACGGAGAUCAGGAUGUUUGGAGGCGUGUCCGGCCGGAUCCACAAGGACAGGCAGAAAGCUGGAGGUCUGGGAUCAGUCCAGCAGGCCGUGCGCUACCAGAGCCAAGACUUCCAGGCCCUGAAGGAGGACUGUCUGCAGAAUGGAUCCCUGUUCCAGGACCCAAUGUUCCCCGCGGAACCAGCCUCCCUGGGCUUCAAGGAACUCGGACCGUUCACUGCCAAAACCAGAGGGGUGGAGUGGAAGAGACCAACUGAGCUGACAGAGAACCCUCAGUUCAUCGUGGGCGGAGCCACCAGGACGGACAUCUGCCAGGGAGCGCUGGGAGACUGCUGGCUGCUCGCGGCUAUCGGCUCUCUCACUCUGAACGAACGGCUGCUGCAUCGCGUGGUUCCUCACGGUCAGAGCUUCAACCACGAAUACGCCGGCAUCUUUCACUUCCAGUUCUGGCAGUUCGGGGAGUGGGUGGACGUGGUGAUCGACGACCGUCUGCCGGUUAAAGACGGAGAGCUGCUGUUCGUCCACUCGGCUGAGGGCAGCGAGUUCUGGAGCGCCCUGCUGGAGAAGGCCUACGCCAAGUUAUGCGGCUCGUACGAGGCGUUGUCCGGCGGCAGCACCACUGAAGGUUUUGAGGACUUUACGGGCGGCGUGGCGGAGAUGUACGAGCUGAAGAAAGCUCCCAGAGAUCUUCAUCGUAUCAUCAGUAAAGCUCUGGAGAGAGGAUCGCUGCUGGGCUGCUCCAUAGACAUCACCAGCGCCUUCGACAUGGAGGCGGUGACCUUCAAGAAACUGGUUAAAGGCCACGCCUACUCUGUCACCGGACUCUCACAGGUGGAGUACCGCGGUCGGCAGGAGCGUCUAAUCCGGAUCAGAAACCCCUGGGGUCAGGUGGAGUGGACCGGAGCCUGGAGCGACAACUCCUCAGAGUGGAGCGCCAUCGACUCUGCAGAGAAAGACGAGAUGCUCUGCAAGAUGGAGGACGGAGAGUUCUGGAUGUCUUUCCGGGAGUUUCUGCGUCAGUUCUCCCGGCUGGAGAUCUGUAAUCUGACCCCGGACGCUCUCAGUCAGGACUCCACCCGUUUUUGGAGCACCGUGAUGUUCGAGGGCGGCUGGAGGAGAGGAAGCACCGCCGGAGGCUGCAGGAACCAUCCCAACACGUUCUGGAUCAACCCUCAGUAUAAGAUCUCCCUGCUGGAGGAGGACGACGACCCCGAGGACGACGAGGCGGCCUGCAGCUUCCUGGUGGCUCUGAUGCAGAAAGACCGCCGCCGCUACCGCCGCCACGGACAGGACGUGCACACCAUCGGCUUCGCCAUCUACGAGAUUCCUGAGGAGUACCGAGGCUGUCCCAGCGUCCACAUGAAGAAGGAUUUCUUCCUGCGUCACUCCUCCUGCGCUCGCUCAGAGACCUUCAUCAACCUGCGAGAGGUGAGCGCCAGGCUCCGCCUCCCGCCGGGCGAGUACCUGAUCGUCCCGUCGACCUUUGAACCCUCGCAGGAGGCCGACUUCGUCCUGAGGGUGUUCACCGAGAAGCAGUCCGAGACCGAGGAGAUGGACGACGAGGUGGGGGCAAACUUUGAUGAAGAGGAGGAAGUCUCAGAGGGCGACGUCGAUGAUUCCUUCAGGUCCAUGUUCGCUCAGCUGUCUGGAGACGACAUGGAGAUCUCGGUGCGAGAGCUCCGGACCAUCCUCAACCGGGUCGUGUCCAAACACAGAGACCUGCAGACUGAUGGUUUCAGUAUGGAGUCCUGCAGAGCCAUGGUCAGCCUCAUGGACAAAGACGGCAGCGCUCGGCUCGGUCUGCUGGAGUUUCAGAUUCUCUGGAACAAGAUCAAGAAGUGGCUGGGAAUCUUCAGAGAGUUCGAUCUGGAUAAAUCAGGAUGUAUGAGCUCCUACGAGAUGCGUCUGGCGCUGGAAAAUGGCGGAUUCAAACUGAACAACAAGUUGCACCAGAUGCUGGUGGCUCGAUACGCCGACAACGAGCUCAUCGACUUCGACAACUUCACCUGCUGUCUGGUCAAACUGGAGUCCAUGUUCAAGACCUUCCAGCAGCUGGACCGAGACGCGACAGGAAGCGUGGAGAUGAACAUCAUCGAGUGGCUGUAUGUGACCAUGUGUGGCUGAAGAAGAAGAAGAAGAAGAAUCUGAACUUCAGUCAAAGUGCCUCCAACAGGAAGAACAACGGGAAACCAGACUGUUCCACUGCAGCUG
Messenger RNA from Siniperca chuatsi (mandarin fish), 2364 nucleotides. RefSeq names its product calpain-1 catalytic subunit-like. The record is from RefSeq and is a predicted model, not a curated record. Gene Ontology annotation, molecular function: calcium-dependent cysteine-type endopeptidase activity; calcium ion binding. Gene Ontology annotation, biological process: proteolysis. Gene Ontology annotation, cellular component: cytoplasm. NCBI's taxonomy places the organism in Eukaryota, Metazoa, Chordata, Actinopteri, Centrarchiformes, Sinipercidae. Bases 169 to 2277 code for a protein of 702 amino acids. The transcript has 23 exons.